AUGAUAUUUAUAAUUAUUUUUAUAAUUCUAAUACUUUUGAUAUGGCAUUACAAAAGCUUUACGUAUUGGGACAGAAGAAAUAUCAAACAUGAUUUCCCACUACCAAUAUUUGGUAAUCAUAUAAAAAAUAUAUUUGGAUUACGAACUGAGAUAGAAAUGGGUAUGGAAAUGUAUAGGAAAUUUCCAAAUGAAAGAUUAGUUGGAUAUUACAGAUGUAAGACACCGGUACUUAUAAUUCGAGAUCCUGAUUUAGUGAAACAUAUUCUAGUAAAUGAUUAUGUCAGUUUUUACGGACGUGGCCUUGGAAGGGAUCAUGAAGAAAUGUUAAUGCUUAAUCUAUUUCAUUCGCAAGGUGAUCUUUGGCAAUUAUUGAGGCAUGCUAUUUCUCCAACAUUCACGUCAGCGAAACUACGAGCUAUGUUUCCUUUAAUACAGAAAUGUACGGUAAGGCUUCAUGCGGUCGCCCAGGAACUAUCCGAACGUGGCAAUGAGAUAUCAGCGCACGAGUUAAUGGCGCGAUACACAAUGGAAUUCAUCGGUUCUUGUGGAUUUGGAAUUAAUAUGAACACAUUAAAUACAGAUAAAUCUCUUUUUAUCGAACUGGGACAGAUUAUAUUCACUAAGACCAAAUGGCAAGUAUUUUUCUUAGCGUUACGAGAAUUUUUAUCAAAAGAUAGUUUCAUAAAGAAAAUUUCAGUAGCAAGAAAUGAAAUAAUUACAUCGAUUAUGAAUUUAAUGGAUAUCAUUCGUAAAGAAAGAAACGAGAAAAAUAUACAAAGAAAUGAUUUUGUUGAUAUACUUUUAAAAUUAGAAAAGGAAAAAGUUAUCGAAGACCACUCAAUAUUGAAUAAAGACGAAAAUGGUGUACCCGUUAAAAUAAAGUUAAAUUAUACUGAAAUGCAUACAGCUGCUCAAUUGUUUAUAUUCUUCGCCGGCGGUUUUGAGACAUCUGCAACUACGAUGAGUUGGACGUUGCAUCAACUUUCCUAUCAUCCAGAUGUACAACGUAAAGUUCAAGAGGAACUUGAUAAAACUCUACAAAAAUACAAUGGAAUUUGUUACGAUGCUAUUAUGGAACUACCUUAUUUACAUAUGACAAUCAAGGAGGCGAUAAGAACAUUUACACCAGCUGGAUAUAUAUCACGUGAAUGUAUGAAGAAAUAUGUUAUACCUGGAACUAAUAUUACGAUAGAUCCAGGUGUACUUAUAAAUAUUCCUGCACAAGCGAUACAUUUAGAUCCUCAUAAUUUUGACAAUCCUGAUGAAUUUCGACCUGAAAGAUUUACAGCGGAAGAAGAAAGUAAACGUCAUAAAUAUGCCUUUUUACCUUUCGGAGGAGGUCCUAGAAAGUGCAUUGGGAGCCGCCUUGGUCUUAUAGAGACAAUGAGUGGUUUGGCGACUAUAUUACAACAUUUCACUGUUUAUCCAGGACCAUCAUCAAAACGCACUUUUAAAGUCAAACGCAAUGCUUUUAUCAUUCAAGCACUCGAUGAAGAUAUACCAAUUUUACUCAAGCCAAGGAAGAAAACUCUCUAUGAUGGUGAUCGCUGGAAAUUACUCAGACAUGGUCUUUCGCCGGCAUUCACCAGCAACAAAUUACGAAACAUGUUUCCUUUGAUAUUAAAAUGUACAGACAAACUUCAAGCAGUUGCUAAAAUAUUGGCGAAUAAAGGUGAGCAAAUUAGUGCUGUAGAUUUAAUGUCUCGUUUUACAAUCGAGUUUAUAGGUGCUUGUGGUUUUGGUCUUGAAAUGAAUACAAUAAAUACUGAAAAAUCUCUAUUUAUAAAACUAAGAGAAAUUAUUUUUAUAAAAUCCAAAAAACAAAUGCUACUUUUGGCUCUACGAGUUUUAUUUCCUGGUAUUAAGAUUAUUGACAUGAUUCCGAUUGCCAAUAAAGAAGUACAAACUACUAUAAUGAAUAUUAUGGAAAGCUUACGAGAGCAAAGAAACAAUAAACCUUCAGGUAGAAACGAUUUUGUAGAUCUUUUAUUAGAAUUAGAAGAAAACAAAACACUUCAAGGUGAUUCACUCGAUAUAAAAGACGAGAAUGGAUCACCUAAGAAAGUUGAACUUGAAAUAACUCCAAUGAUUUCUGCAGCACAACUAUUUAUAUUCUUUGCUGCUGGAUUUAAAACUUCAGCUACUUCUAUGAGUUGUACUUUACACCAACUAGCAUUUCACCCUGAAAUACAAUUGAAAGUGCAUCAAGAAAUUGAUACUAUACUACAUAAAUACGACAACAAAAUUUGCUACGAAGCAAUAAUGGAAAUGACUUACCUAGAAAUGGUUCUGAGAGAAUCUAUGAGAAUAUUUUCACCAGGUGGAUUGACAUUACGAGUCUGUAUACAAAAUUAUACUAUACCUGAACUCGGAUUAACUAUAGAAGCUGGAACGAAAGUUAUCAUACCUAUUCAAGCAUUGCACAUGGAUGAAAAAUACUAUGAUAAUCCAUCAGAAUUCAAACCUAAUAGAUUUUCUCCUGAAACAGUAAAAACACGACACAGAUAUGUUUAUCUGCCAUUUGGAGAAGGACCUAGAAAAUGUAUAGGUGCUCGCUUAGGGAUUAUAGAAUCAUUAACUGGACUAGUUGGAUUACUGCAAAAGUUUAAUGUUGAACCAGCUUUAUCUUCUAAGAAAGAUAUCAAGUCUAAAAAAAUAGCGUACAUCGUGCAAGUGAGCGAUGACGGAAUUCCAUUAAAAUUGAUACCACGAAAAACACAAAAUGCGUAG
Papilio xuthus (Asian swallowtail) is the source of this 2730-nucleotide messenger RNA. NCBI's taxonomy places the organism in Eukaryota, Metazoa, Arthropoda, Insecta, Lepidoptera, Papilionidae. The record is from RefSeq and is a predicted model, not a curated record.